Molecule: messenger RNA, 2472 nt
Organism: Necator americanus (New World hookworm)
Lineage: Eukaryota; Metazoa; Nematoda; Chromadorea; Rhabditida; Ancylostomatidae
Exons: 21
Coding region: 1-2472 (823 amino acids)
Cellular component (GO): cytoplasm
Molecular function (GO): ATPase inhibitor activity; protein-folding chaperone binding
Source: RefSeq, a predicted model, not a curated record
AUGAUGUGCAAUAUCGAAUCUGUAGUAUCCAGAAAUUUCAGCACAACAGACAUCUCUGAAUACCCGGUCCGAUCGAGAAUUCUUCUUCACAUUUUGAUCUUCCUGCUCUUAUGCGUCGGCGACGUUGCUAUCGCUAGUGAAGGUGGUUUCUUUGUUGGAAGAUGUCAUUCAUCAAGACGAUCUUCCCUGCAACGAAACGCCGCAAGACGGCAAGAUAGGGUGACAUCCACAACACUACCUAGCUCAUUGGGGGAGCAAACUGCGCCAGUGGUGAUGGAAAGUCCGAUAUUCGACUCGUUUUGUACUUCAAGUGAACGAGAACUCCGUGCUGACAUGUUGCGGAUGGUACUGAUUGAAGCUGAACAACGUGUUCUGUUCGACACAGCAUCAAUUGUACCUGUUGCAAACAGGGUGCUGCCAUCCAACGCUCAAUUGUCGGCCUGCAAAAAGUUUCAGUUCCUUAAACGACGUCGCGAUAUACCAACAAUAUCACAAAUGCUGUUUGGCGCCAUGCCAACGGCAGUGGGUAGCGACUCAUUCAAAAUCCACACCAUAUCUGAAGAUCAAAGUCUACUAAUCAGUCGAGUUUUCGGAAUUCCCCGAAUAAGUUCAAGGGAAAUGCAUAUCGCAAGUGAUUCACUAGAAUCAUCCGACUCCGAGUCACAGGCCCACUACAUUACAGUACGAUCUACUGAUAGUAUUAACGGAGGUCACGGUAGGCCUGGUUGCAUAUCAUCUACAGUGCCGCCAGAAGCAUUCAAACGAGUCCGGAACACUAGUCUACAAUUAGAUGACGAUUCUGAAGAAAUUCGUCCAUUUUCGCCACCAACUGCUUCACGUUUGUCGCGCGAUCGUCGCAUACAGAUGUCGCAUAAAACAAGUUUGUGCGAACAAUCACCAUCCAUGCGUUGGAAAUCACGCUCGAGGCUAAGUUCCUGUGGCUCACAAACAGAUGAGGAGCAUGUUCGCCAAGUUGGAUUGGGCAUCAUGCUAAACGAAGCAGAGAAGGGAUUUUUGUUCCAGCACAUUCCGCUCGUUGAGGCCGAAAUGUCACGUCUUGAGGCACGAAUCAUAAAUGCGGCGAUGAAUUCGAUAACCUUCUUCAUUAAUGUUAAUAAGGCGUGGCAAGAUUUUUGCGAAUCGGUAUGCAAACUUCACAACGCACCACGACUUCGUCAUCCAGUCUGGUUAAGCUUGCUGGAGCGUGACCAUAAUGAAAGCGUGGUGAUAGCAGACUUCUGUCGCCAGUUGACACUAUUGGUAGAGAAGCUCGACACAAAACAUACGAAAUUUUUCUUGUCGAAUGUAAUAUCGACAGUUCUGAUGCAUCAUAUGUCGUGGGUAGCCAGUGUAGCACCUCCGCUUCAUGCACCGACACAUCACGACAAAAAUCCUCUUGUUGGAUCGAUCUAUAACGAUGAAGCUCCAUGCAUGCCAUAUAAUGUCCAGAUUGCGCAGUAUUUGGAGAUCAGUGGUAGUGUAGGAAGUGCUCAUCGAAUGGCAAAAACUGUUGUGAGCGGUGCCGAUAGCGAUCUGGUCACAUCCAUACUACAAGUUCUGUCAUAUUUCAUACGUUGCUCGGCUAUACACCAGAAAGAUGACGAACGCUGCUCGCAACUACCAAUAGCGCAGUCGUUCUCGCCGUGUGCUGCAACGACGCCAGAAUCAAUAGCGAGUCCUCCUUCGGAAUGUCCUCUUGAUGGCACAUUUAGUCCUAGUAAAGGUGUCGAAGAUGAUGCAGUGUCGUCCUGCUCGUUGGAGUCGUUGCCUUCAGUAUUAGGGUGUCGAAACCGUGACCAUCGCGCCUUAGCUGCUGGUAACGACGUGUCAGUUUCCAUGACACAAGCAGAUGGGCUGGGUCGUUCGUUAUUAGCCGGUCCAUCUUCCGAGUACUCGCCACACUUUGUGCUGUCCGGUUUGAUAGGCACGCCUAAUCAUAUAAACGAAGCAUUCGCAAAGAUGAUCGACGAUGUUCGUUGUGAAAAUACAGCUUGUCAUAGGGCUGCAGCGAUAUCCCUGUCGUCUUCUAUGUCAUCUUCAGUAUAUGAUACUGUUCAACUUCCAGAUAACGUGAUAAUUUUAGCAGACACGCAUACGUGGAGUGUACAGGUGGCAUCAAAUGAAGGGUGGGGUGAGGUUUUCUCGCCUUCUGAAGCUGUCGUAUCGAUGUUGGAACAAUUUUGCGAUCUUUAUCGUGUUGGUUAUGCACCAAAAUUGCUGAUAAGCUACCUGGAAGAUUCGCUGUCGGAUGUGCUUAGCAAAAGCCUUAGCCUUGUCGAGAUUUCCACUGUCACCGGAGCGCGUCCGCUCCAUCGUAGAUUGCGAUCACUCCGACUUGCGAUUGAUCCUAAACGUGGCUUCCGUGUAUUGGCCACCGGUGCUGGCAUCAGUAACAUGAUGACGCGGCGACGUGCUCCUUCGAUCGUGAUGUGCAACUUUACUCUGCCUUGCAAUUCACAUAACCGCUUAUAA